CGGGCGCCGGGUCUGGCCGCGCGGUGCCCGGCGCUUGUUGAAGGCGCGGCGAUGACCGCUCUGAGCCGGGGCGAGGCCACCGAGGCGGGCAGCGACCAACAGAUGCAUGGAAAGACGGCUUCUCUGAAGAGCCCUGUGUCCUGCUCAGAGAAACUAGCCAGGGUUCAGGCACCUUUGGACUCCAGUCUGCACUGGCCAGAGGGCUUGAAGGGUGAAGAGAUAAAGAAGUGUGGCCGAGAAGGGACACUACUGAGUAAAUACAACCAACAAUACCACAAGCUGUUUAAGGACAUCCCCUUGGAGGAGGUGGUUCUCAAAGUGUGUUCCUGCGCCCUCCAGAGAGACCUUCUUCUCCAGGGCCGGCUCUACAUCUCCCCCAACUGGCUCUGCUUCCAUGCCAGCCUCUUUGGCAAGGAUAUAAAGGUGGUCAUUCCCGUGGUGUCUGUCCAAAUGAUCAAAAAACACAAGAUGGCGCGGCUUCUUCCUAAUGGCCUGGCCAUCACCACCAACACCAGCCAGAAGUAUGUCUUUGUGUCACUGCUUUCCCGGGACAGUGUAUAUGACAUGCUGAGAAGGGUCUGCACACACCUCCAGCCUUCCAGCAAGAAGAGCCUGAGUGUAAGAGAAUUUCCAGAGGAACCUGAAUGCGAGUCCCUGGAAGUCCUCAUCCCUGAGAUGAAGUGGAGAAAAGUGUGCCCUGCCUCCAGGUCCCUGUCCCUCCCAGACAACAUCCCUUGUAUCCCUCGGGCAUCCAUGGACUCCACGGACAGCUUCUUUCCCAGGAAGCCUCCUGGGUCUGAGAAUGACGUCUGUGAGGAGGAGAAGCUGGAGGAGGAGCCCAGGAGCGACGGGAAGCUGAGGCUCUGGGAUUACCAGCUCCUCAAGGUCAUCUUUGUGCUGAUCUGCUUCUUGGUCAUGUCGUCAUCCUAUCUGGCAUUCCGCAUCUCCCGGCUGGAACAGCAGUUAUGCUCCCUGAAUUGGGAUGGCCCAGUCCCUGGGCACAGGUAACGGCCACCCCGGCUUCUCCAAGAAGAACGCUCUGGGUGCUAAGGUUCCACCAGUGACUCCUGUGGUUGAUGCUGCUGUGCUGAGACUGAGUAGGAAGGAGAAUACUCCAGAUCCUUCCUCCUCCCCCAGCUCUUAGCCCUCCUGUUGACCAAGCUCCUACAAUUUGGGGACUCAGACACAAAGCCAGAUUCUUGGAACCGGCCAAGAAAUUCUGUAUACUAAGCUUCAGCAAGCACUUGGAAAAAGAAAAUUAACUUGUUCCUCGGAAACAGUCUGGCACAGAAGCAAGAGCACUAGGAGACACCCAGGGGACAAAAGGCCAAGUUUUGGUACCUGGAAUGCAGCUGUGCAUGGUCACGCGGCUCAUUGCAGGAGUGGGACAGAGGCCCAAACCCAAACCACCAGCAGGGCUCUGCUCUCUCCCAACAUACCAUGCUCUCGCUUCGGCCCCUGAGGCCAAGGGCAGCCUGGGAAAGUGAGGGGGGAGCUAUGAAGGAGAAGAGGAGGGUGUGUAGCUAGGAUUCCAGCCAGAGGGGAAUAUUCACGCCCUGUGCUGAGGCUCUGUUCUGGGCCCUUAUGAGGAGGAUUGGCUGAAUCCAGAGGACAGUAUUUGCAGCAGAGGAUGGUGGCAGGGGCUGUGAAGGAGGGCAGAGGUCCAGCAUUCUGGGUCCUUCGCUGCCACUUCCUAGUGAGACAGGUGGAACAGGCUUUGAUCACUGUGGUCACAGACCUGGUAUUUCAUCUUCCCCUGUGUGUUCCAACAGUCUGAGGUGUCCCAGGCGGGAAGUAGACGAUGGGGAGUGACCCCCACUGGGUAUGGGGGGAGGGGAAGGUCAGGGACUUUGAUUUGAGCUUUGUACUCCCUGCCUGACUGCCUGAGGGGCCAUGACCAACAGCAGCCUGUCGGGGAAGCGUGGCUGGGCACCUGGGCACGAUGGUGUCGGGCUGUCACAGAGCUCCCUCAUGUCACCUGUAAUCAGUGAGUUGCAGGCUAUGGGGGAAGGUCCUGCCCUCCAUGAAUAAGGUGGGGGUGUCCAAGGUGGGUCUGGUACAGUGCAGGGACCAGGUCAAGGGGUUCUCUCUGAUACCUCUAGGGACAAGAGAGGUAGGGAUAGGAAGAGUAGACACAGUGGUAGCUUUGCCUUAGAGAGUCCUCCAUCUCUGCCAAGGCCUCCUCUGUUCUAAACAGCUCUGCUGUGCCUCAGAACUCUGCCAGCUCUCCCUGGGACUCCAACAUGCUAAAACAGUGCCUUUAGGGGUUCCAGAAGGGCCUUAGUGAGGAGGUCAGAAGUAUCAGGCAAAGUCGCUGGUGUUGGGGUGAGUGUGUCAGAAACAGUCACUGCUUUUCCUUCUUCAAACACCUGAGAGGUUAAUCUGGGAGAAAUCCAAGGGGAAUUUAGUUAUCGUGGAACUGUGACUAUCUUGCUUAUGACAAACCCAAAUGAGGAUGUGAGGGAUGGUGUCUGUAGGGGACAGGUCCCUAAGUGCAGACUAGUGGUCUCUCUAUUCUCCCGCCGCUGCGGGUUCUAGGAUUAAGCUUAGAGCCUGCCUGGAGGGGUGGUUUGUAGCACAGCUGUAGGUGGCAGGUAAACUCAUAUUCCUUUCUCCCCACAGCACCACUCUGGAGAAAAACCCACCCUUUUAUUGGAACGAGCCCCGUUUAUCACCUUUAUAUCAUGUUUUCAGGGAAAUAACCCUACUUACCCCAGUGUCUCCCCGCCUUGGUCCUUGCUGGAGGGCAGGGAGAAUCGGUCCAUUCUCUGAGCCCUGCUAGCUUGAGCCCCAGGCUCAUGAGAGGCCACCAGAGGUGCCACGUCAUGGGCAGCUGUGUGCACAUGCUGGUGAGUCUGGUCUCUGGCCACGCCCCAGGCUCAGAAAGGGCAAGAGCCAUGCUGCAGGGUAGGCGGCUCUGGAGGUCAUCUUGGGUCCAGGGGUUUCAGUGGUAGGAGUGUGCCUGUCGCUCUGGAGGGCCCUCUGUCCGUUUCUCCCUUUUCUUCCUCAGCCUGGUCCUCUGGGGCCAGUGUCCUUUCUCCCGUGCGCAUUUGUAAACUAUACAGACCUGCUUGUGGAGGCUGACAUUCCUCUGAUUCCCCGAGAGAUUGGUUCAACUAUCCUUGGGUUGUUCCAGCAUGGCAUUAGCCACUGAAAAUAUUUUCAAAUACAAACAUUUGAUUUUUCUAGUG
This is a messenger RNA of Enhydra lutris kenyoni (northern sea otter), 3191 nucleotides long. RefSeq names its product GRAM domain containing 2A. The coding region runs from base 52 to 1008 and encodes 318 amino acids. Gene Ontology annotation, biological process: regulation of store-operated calcium entry. Gene Ontology annotation, cellular component: organelle membrane contact site; endoplasmic reticulum membrane; extrinsic component of cytoplasmic side of plasma membrane. Lineage: Eukaryota; Metazoa; Chordata; Mammalia; Carnivora; Mustelidae. Gene Ontology annotation, molecular function: phosphatidylinositol-4,5-bisphosphate binding. The record is from RefSeq and is a predicted model, not a curated record. The transcript is spliced from 12 exons.